AUGUCAUCAACAAUAAAUUCAACAAAAAAUCGUUUUUCACCAACAAAAAUGUUACAAAAAAAAACUGGCAGUGAAUCUCCACCUUCUCAUUUAGCAUUAACAUCACCACCACCAAUAAAACACUGGUGUCAAACAUGUCAUGAAACAAUAUUAUCAUCAAAUGGUAAUAAUCAAUCCAUUCAAUUAAACUUAUCAGGUGGUGCUGAUAAUGGUCAAUUCGUUUAUUUUAAUGAACCAAUAUCAUUACUAAAAAAUAAUCAAACAUCAUUUAUUAUACUCAAAGGUGGUAAAAUUGAUUUAGAGGAAAUUAUACUUGAAAUCGAUCAACAUAAAGUUGCUGGUUGUACAUUAGCUGAUGUUAAAUUACUUGUUGAAACACUUUCUAUUAAUGGAAAACAAAUUAAAUUGAAAACUGUCAAAUCGGGUUUAACCAAAGAUCUUCGUCAAUUUCUUGAUGCUCGUUUUCAAAAAGGUUCAAUUGAUCAUGACCUUCAACAAACAAUACGCGACAAUCUUUAUAUGCGAACAGUUCCUUGCACAACUCGCCCACCACGACCAGGUGAAAUAAAUGGACAAGAUUAUACAUUCUUAAGCACAAAAGAUUUUCGUGCGUUAGAAAAAAGUGGUAAUCUGCUUGAGAGUGGUGUCUAUAAAGGACAUUAUUACGGAACUCCACGUCCCCCAAAAGAAGCUCUUUUAACAAACGGACAACAUCAAUAUCUUUCUUCAACUUCAAAUAAUCCUCUUUUGCGACGUAGUAAUUCAGCUAAUGAAAUGUUUCAACAACAGCGUACAGCUGAUAAUGGAAUAGACAAUAAUGGUAUGCAUUAUCAAUAUCCAAAUAAUGAUCCGGAAUUUUUCGCUGGUCAUAGCCCUAAUGAUCAAAUAUUUCAUCAAUCGAAUGGUGAAAAUCAAGCAGCAACAACACGAUCGAUGAUGAAUGGAAGUUUGACUUCAUCAGCACCACAUUUAUCAGGUGAAUUAAUAUCAUGUUCAUUACAAAAAAGUCAAAAUGGUUUUGGUUUUACAAUAAUUGGUGGUAAUGAAAAAGGUGAACAUUUUCUUCAAAUAAAAGAUAUUUUACCCGAUGGACCAGCAUCACGUGAUGGAAAACUUCGUCGAGGUGAUAUUCUUGUUUAUGUUAAUGAUACCAAUGUUUUGGGUUUUAGUCAUACAGAUGUUGUUCGUAUAUUUCAAUCUUUAUCAAUUAAUGAUAUUAUUCGUUUAACUGUUUGUCGUGGUUAUCCACUUGUUGUUAAUUUUGAUGAUCCACAAAUUGAUGUUGUUUCAUUAAAUGGUGUUCAUAAUUCUUUAUCAAUUAAUAAUCUACCUAAUGGUGGAUAUACAGAAUAUCAACCAGAUUCUUAUCAUCAUAAUUCGUCUCGCAUUUAUACAAUUAAAAUUCGAAAAGGUGAUAAUGGUUUUGGUUUUACUGUAGCUGAUAGUCCAUUAGGACAACGAGUUAAAGCUAUUGUUGAUAAACAACGUUGUCAAGAUCUAUGUGAAAAUGAUUUAUUAUUAUCGAUUAAUGGACAAGACUUAAUUGGGAAACAACAUGCUGAUGUUGUUGAUAUACUUGUGAAAUGUUCAAAAGAUGUUGAAACAAUAUUUGUUAUAAGACGAGGUGAUCCGGACGUCAAUAAUAAUAAUAAUCAUAAUAAUAAUAAUAAUAACAAUAAUAAUAAUAAUCCAUUUGUGUUAAAUGGUACCAAUCGUUUUGAUAAACACAAUCAGGAAAAUGAUCAACUUGAUACUCGAUAUCCAUCAUCAAAACUAAAUGACAAACCUCGUAGUAAAACUCCAACACCAUUUGGUUCAACACCAUUAGCUGAUACAUUACCAUUACGUUCUCGAACACCAUUACCAACAACAACAAUAACAACAAAUAAUCAUCAACUAACACAUUCAACAACAACUGAUAAUAAUAAUCCAUACGAUAAUAAUUUAAGUUUUCUUCUACCAAAUAGUGUUGAUACAUCAACACCAAUUAUUGAAACAGAAUUAUCUCCAAAUUCAAUGAAUACAUUUAAUCGUCAAACAGCUUGGUCACGUAGUGCACGUGACAUACGAACAACAACAACAGCAACAUCAACAACAAAUGGAAAUUGUUCUAUAUUACGAAGUAAAACUCCCGGACCAGAGUUUGGUACAACAAUAUCAUCAUCAUAUCGUGCAAAUACAUUAAUGGGAAUGAAACAACGAAGUAAAACACCAACAGCUAAUGAUUUUUCAUCAAAUAAUUUACAUAAUAGUCGAUCAUUGCAAUCUGUUCAUCCACAAUAUUUCGAAUUAGUUGUUAAUUUAACAAUAUUACGUCCAAAUGACGGUUUUGGUUUAAGAAUUGUUGGUGGUGAAGAAGAAAAAUCUCAAGUAUCUGUUGGUCGUAUUGUUCCUAAUUCACCAGCAUAUAUUGAUGGUCGUCUUCGUAAAGGUGACGAAAUCAUUAAAAUUGAUGGUCAUUCAACCAUACGUGCAUCACAUGAAAGAGUUGUUCAAUUAAUGCAACAAGCAAAAGAAAAUCAACGUGUCAGUUUAAUUGUUCGUCGUCAUUUAUAUCCAAAUAAUAAUCAAUUAUCAAAUCAAUAUAAUCAAACAGAUAUUGAUGCAUAUUUGCCAAAUGAUUUUCGUGCAAAUUCAUCAAAUGAUACUGGAAUACGUUAUGUUACAUUACAAAAAAUGAAUGAUAAUCAAAGUUUUGGUUUUGUUAUUAUAUCAUCACAAAACAAGGCCGGUGCUACAGUUGGCAAAAUAAUUCCAAAUAGUCCAGCUGAUCAGUGUGGCCAACUUCAUAUUAAUGAUCGUAUCUUAGCUGUAAAUGGUGUUGAUUUAACUCAUAUGUUACAUACAGAUGUUGUUAAUCUAAUAAAAGAUUCUGGUCGAACAAUAACACUCAAAAUCGGCCCACCUAUUCUUUAUGAUGAUCGAUCUCAGGAAAUUUCAAAUCCAUUUUCAACUGUGUCUAAUAAUAAUCUACCGAAUGGUAUUCGACCGUCAUCGUCAUCACCAAUGGUUAUUGCUAAUGGUACUCAUCAUUCAUUAUCGAAUAAUACAUAUCAUUCAAUGAAUAAUGGAAAUCAUUCAAUAAGAAAUGCAUUUUCACAUAAUCCAUUGAAUAUUCUUGAAAGAAAUCAAAAUCGUCCACCGUCAAGAGGAAAUGGUGUUUUAAAGUCUUCAUCAUCAUCGGAUGAUUAUUUUACUGUUGAUCUUCAACGUCCAUAUCCAACUUCAAGUUUUGGAUUUAGUAUUCGUGGUGGACGAGAAUUUUCUAUUCCAUUAUUUAUAUUAAAACUAGCUGAUAAUGGUCCAGCUGCACGAGAUGGCCGAAUGAAAUCCGGCGAUCAAAUUAUUGAAAUCAAUGGUCGUUCAACGUAUGGUAUGACUCAUAACGAAGCAAUAUCAUUAAUUCGGGAUGGUGGACUUUAUGUUCGAUUACUAUUAAGGAAAACAAAUGCACCACCACCAAGUCUUGAUGAAGUAAAAACAGCAAUGGCACCAAUGGGACAUGGUAUAGACUAUUAUAAUCCAGGUCUAAGUAGCCAUUGGCAACCAAGUGGUUACACAUAA
Molecule: messenger RNA, 3564 nt
Organism: Rotaria sp. Silwood1
Lineage: Eukaryota; Metazoa; Rotifera; Eurotatoria; Philodinida; Philodinidae
Source: the annotation of a GenBank genome assembly